Molecule: messenger RNA, 1363 nt
Organism: Pipistrellus kuhlii (Kuhl's pipistrelle)
Lineage: Eukaryota; Metazoa; Chordata; Mammalia; Chiroptera; Vespertilionidae
Gene: NGRN
Product: neugrin, neurite outgrowth associated
Exons: 3
Coding region: 41-910 (289 amino acids)
Cellular component (GO): nucleus
Source: RefSeq, a predicted model, not a curated record
CGGCACCGCCGCGUUUCGCGCUGAAAGCAGCUAGCUCAACAUGGCGCGCGCGCUAAGUCUCCUUCUCGGGACUCGUGUCCGUGCUGUCGUGUCUCGCUGCGGGUUCGCGACCCAGGGGGUGGCAGGCCCGGGGUCUCCCGGCCGCGAGCCGGACCCCGAUUCCGACUGGGAACCAGAGGAGCGGGAGCUGCAGGAGGUGGAGAGCGCCCUGAAACGACAGAAAAAAGCCAUCCAGUUCCAGAAAAUUCGGAGGCAAAUGGAGCCGCGCGGGGCCCCGCCCAGGACUCUGACUAGGGAAGCCAUGAAGCAGAUCCGGUAUUUGCAUGAAGAGUUUCCAGAGUCCUGGUCAGUCCCCAGAUUGGCUGAAGGCUUUGACGUCAGCCCCGAUGUGAUCAGAAGGGUUUUAAGAAGCAAGUUUGUACCCACCUUGGAGAGGAAACUGAAGCAGGAUCAGAAAGUCCUUCAGAAAGCUGGGCUUGCCCACUCGCCCCGCCAGCUUCCGGGCCCUGGGGGUGCGCGGGAGCUGCUUUCUGCCGGCUGCCCUGUGUCGGGAGGUGCAGCCUCAUCCCAAGGCCAAGGUCACAGCACGGCUUUGAGGGUGGUAGAACCGAAUGCUCCGAGUACAAACACCCCGAGGAGACAGAAGGGAGGGAAUAAAGGAGUCCAGAGCCUGGAGAAGGAAAGCUUUGUGCCUGUUGCUGCAGCCCAAGGUCAGCAGAGAGAGCGGCAGAAUUACUCCACCAGUGAUUAUGAGGGCACCAGAGGCCCUGACCGUGAUGCAUUGCCAAGAGCGAAGGAGCUGGAAGCGUUGAAGGCAAGAGAACUGGAUGGCCAGAACUUCAGCAGCAAGGUGGUGCAGAGGGGGCGAGAGUUCUUUGACGACAACGGGAACUUCCUGUACAGAAUUUGAACUUGACCCUGGCUGAUGGAGUCAAGUUCAAAUUCGUAAAACACAGCUGAGCGAGCAUAUUUGAGCUGCCCGGAUUUCCGUGUCUGGAUUGUCCCACCUUGGAAACGAUGAGCCUGAAAACGGAAGGAGCUGCUUGGAUUUCAAUCUGACAAGGGACCGUGAACUUCACAGGGCGGGUGUAUGUGCGGGCAGCGUGAAUAACUGGCGGGGGGUAGCGUGGCUCCUGGUCUGGCCCACAUGUAUCUUCAGUCCUCACCCUUCUUGCUUACGCUUUCUAUGUUGAAACCAGCCUGGGUUGCAUGUGUUAGGAGUUUGUUGUAUUUGCAAUAUGAGUUUGGGAGGAAUUGAAACGUUUUCCUUCUGACAUUUACUUCUUGAUUCAUGAACACUAAUAGUUCUAGAGUUGCUUAAUCAUUUGUAUUCAUUUUGCAAAUAAAGUGAAAUGUAGCAGUC